AUGCUCACUGUAAGGCACUCGUGUGUUCUCCUCUUGAUGGUCCUGCCGGUUCUGACCAACAACCUCAGCCAGGAGAUAGACGUCUUGGUGUUUCUGCCACAAAACAACUCUUUCCUGUUUUCUCAAGCGCGAGUUGCUCCGGCGAUCCGUUACGCGCAGGACGCGCUGAGGACGCGCUUCCCCAACUUCCACUUCUCUCUCCACUUCGAGGACUCGGACUCCGUGAACCAGGCCGUGUUCACGCUCGCGGACAGAUCCUGCGGACGCAAGCCCGAUCUGAUCCUCGGCCCCGUGCGCGAGUACGAGGCGGCCGGGGUGGUGCGGCUGGCGUCCCACUGGGACAUCCCGGUGGUGUCGGCAGGUGCCCUGGCCGUGGCCUUCAGGAACAAGGACACGGAGUACUCGCACCUGACGCGGAUCGCGCCGUCCUACAUGAAGAUGGCAGAGAUCUUCUCCGCCAUGUUCGCGCGCUUCAGCUGGAGGAGCGCGCUGCUGCUCAUCCAGGACGACCUGAAGGAGCGCGACUGCUACUUCACCCUGGAGGCAGUCUUCCACGUGAUGGAGGACUAUUCUGUCAAAUCCCUCACAUUUUCUGAGGAGGAGCCCCUCGGAGGGGACGAGAUCGUCCGGAACAUGCACGACACAGAAGUGGUGAUCAUGUGUGCUGGAGCAGAGAGAAUUCGAGAGAUAAUGCUCAUGGCUCACAAACAGCAGCUGACCAAUGGAAGUUACAUGUUUUUUAACGUUGAUCUCUUCAACGCCUCCUCUUAUGGUAAUGGUUCGUGGAGGAGAGGAGAUGAAUAUGAUGACGAUGCAAGGCAAGCCUAUGCUUCCCUGAAAACUGUGACACUGCUCCGGACCGUCAAGCCUGAGUAUAGGAACUUCUCCAUCAAAAUCAAAAAGUCCAUGGACAGAGUUGGACUACAUGACUGCAGUGACUGUGGAAAUGUAAACAUGUUUGUUGAGGGAUUCCAUGAUGCCAUGUUGUUGUACGCUGUUGCGUUACAUGAGGCCAUGAAGGAUGGAUACAACAAGAAGAAUGGCACUGAGAUCACCUCACACAUGUGGAACAUGACAUUUGAAGACCAUGAAGAAAGACUGAAGUUGUGCAACUUAAAAAACUACAAGAUUAUCAUUCAGCGCCGCGCACACAGUGAAGAGCCUUACUGUGGGAAGCACCACCAGUUACAGGAGGACUCCAUGAAAGCCAACUCUUCAGCAGCUUAA
Molecule: messenger RNA, 1227 nt
Organism: Nematolebias whitei (Rio pearlfish)
Lineage: Eukaryota; Metazoa; Chordata; Actinopteri; Cyprinodontiformes; Rivulidae
Gene: npr3
Product: natriuretic peptide receptor 3
Exons: 6
Coding region: 1-1227 (408 amino acids)
Biological process (GO): regulation of blood pressure; vasodilation
Cellular component (GO): membrane
Molecular function (GO): natriuretic peptide receptor activity; peptide hormone binding
Source: RefSeq, a predicted model, not a curated record